AUGGCGGACCCAAUGGAAGAAGAUCUUCUAGUCGUGAGCCUAGAAGAACAGGCGGCAGAAAUACAAUUGCUCCGCGAUGCUUCCGACUCUUUUCAGGUUGGCUUUGAAAGUCUCCCUCCACAAGUCCAGAUAUCGCAUACCCGCUUCCAACAAGAUGAGAACUUCGACAGAUUCUACGACGAACUGGAUAGAUUCCUCCGGAACCACGACUUGGAUGUGUUUCUUGUUCAGUAUCCCGAUUUCCGCCACACAGCAAACAAGCUGUUUGGCAAGAAAUAUUCCUAUCUUGCCGGCCCACCUUUAAGUGGCCCAUCUCCUCGCGUUCCGGCUGUGCAACGUGCCGGGUUGUUUAGCCCGGAGUCAGAUGAGGAAGCAAACUCGGGAUCAGAACAGGCGGGUACAAAAGAACCGUCACCAAUUGGAAACCUGAGAAUCUUCAGGACCGUAAGUUCUGCCACUUUACAUCUACCGCCUCGACGGACACGAUCACGAGAUUCAGCACGCAUUCCGACUCUUAGGCUCACGGGAAGCGCCAGCUCUGAGGGCGCGCCGGUCUCUCCUCCUCCCGGGUCCAGUGAAGACAUCAUAAUGCAAGGAAUGGAUGCCCAGGGGGACUCUGACAUCACCAGGUCCUCUGGAUCACAACACUCGGAAGACAUGCCCGAUUAUGAGAUCUUAGGAGAUCUGUCCGAUAUGGAACUUGACAGCUCUCCAGAGUCAGAUUCCCAGGGGUCAGGCAGUUCAGACUUGCUCCGAAACUGGUUGCAGCCAAAGGGCAUCGACACGUCUGGAGAUGUGAAUCUGCAUGACUACAAGGGCUGGAAGAUCGAGGCUCCCAAGAUCAUGCUCACCCGCGCCAAGCACUUCCUCGCCGACGAAGAUGUGGACCGCACCGUUGACUGGCCGCAGAAAUUCGCCGAGCUGGACGAAUACUUCUCCUACCUGGACCAAAACUUCCAGGGUGAGGACUGGGGCGAUGACCUCAAGGAGGCUAUGAACAUGCUCCGCACUCACUGGAUUUUUGAGCAGUACCACUACGGUCGCCCGGAGCUCACUCUCGAUUUCCCAAAUGUGUGGCCCGACCAGAGCAAGCGGUUGCCGCAGAUCCCUGGCCCGAACUUCACUAUGGAGGCUGAGGACCUUAGUGAUGCUCCCAUGGGAGAGCGGAAGCUGAUCCUCACCAAGAUCAAAAGCGCACACGACUUCCAGUACCAACUUCCUCGCGAUAUCUUACAGAUCUACAUCGACGCUUAUGUGUCUGACGCCCGGAAGUUCUGGAGCCCUCAAUCUAGAAACCCGCCUGCUGCGGGAAGCGAGGGCGCCGAGGAACGACCAGAACCCCCACCACUCAACAUGGUCAAGUGUGAUAAUGAGUACUACGACCGAUGUAUUCAAGGCGGCAUGAAGACAACGUCUAAGCUCAUGAAGAAAGAGUGCAAGUUCAAGUUCUCCAGGGACGACAUCAUCCAAUCACCGACCGGUCCUAGCCAGCUCAGCGUUCAAUCCCUUGAGUCGUUCGCCAAGUUUCGCGGUGCUCGGCGAGCAGCUCUUGAGCAAUGUCUGAACAUAUUCAACAACGCCGAGAACCGCCUGGUCAGCAGCUCUUGGGACACCCUCAUGCUCCCGCCGCCCAAGGUGCCAGAGAAAGCGCCAGGCAUCCUCUUCACCGGACUUGAAGUCACAGACAUUCCCAAGGAUGAGGCCCGAGACCCCCUCAGCUAUACCCUAGCGCGCAAUUGGUAUGUCAAGGAAGACAACAAGUGGGCUCAGUGGGUGCGACCACACUCGAUCAAAGAAGUCUAUGGGGAAAGGCUGUGGAGGCACCGCGAUGAUCCCAUCGUGAUCCUUCCAGUGAACUACAAGGGCCCAUAUGUGGAACACUUCAUGGAUAUAGAGAUGAAGAGGGUCUUUGAUCUUCUGCGGGCGUGUGAAAUUCUGCAUCAAGGGCUGCAGAGAGCUCAGCGGCGGGCGCCGCGAGAUUUCCUCGCAGACAUCCUCAAACUGGUCGAAAGUGGCAUCAACAACGAGGAUGCAGCAAAGUUGAACUUGAAUUUCCGAGACAACGAGUAUCGACGAGAAAAUGAAAUUGACAAAGGCCCGCCCAAAAAGAAAGAGCCUAUCCCAGAAUGGCCUGAACCUGAUGAGCCGGCGGACGACUCAUCCGAAGUUAUUGAAGAAACUGACUUCUCAUACCCAUCCGAUAGUUCUGAAGAGAUGUCUGAACACAAUUCCGAGUCGGAUGAAGAAUUGCCCAGGCCCAAGGAGUCUGGCGGCAACUUGAUGCAUCUCCGCCCAAAGGAGGAAGAGUGGUUGCAUUUUCUCGGGGGACCGUCCAUCAACAAGAAACUCAUCCACGAAGAACAAGCUUCUGGUCGCCUUGAGCUACUGUUCGAGGCUCGUGUAGAUGAGAUGUUCGAUGACAUUGACCCCACAGCGCUUUUCCGCGACACGAAGCUCGUCACACUGGAUGAGUUUCUCGCUGAGUUAAACCGAGGGGCUCAGGGGCCGGUACGACGGCACCAGUUCUCGGCCCAGGACGCGAUCAAGCAUGCAAAGCGGCUAUCCAAAAAGGGGAAAUUACAUUUCGGUCAUGAUAAGAGCAAUGAGGCUGUGGUUUCGCGUCCUGAAGCAACCUUCCAUCCCGAGGACAGGGUUCGAUGGCUCCCCUCAGACAAGAAUCAUGAAGAAAGGAGCCCGGAAAUGGAUGAAAUCCCAUAUGAACGCCCAAAAAAGCGUCCGCGUGGCAGUGACAGCGACGCAGCUUCCCAACCUUCCACUGAUUUCACCAUAUCUACAAAAGUCUCCAUUGACAAGCCUGUGGACUAUGGAGAAUACACUGUCGGGAUGCCUAGGCUCAGGAACAUCUACACAUGGGAACAAUGCUUGGCUAAGAAAUCCAAACACGUGGAUACCCUGGCAAAGACUCAAAACUUCUUGCGAUGCCUGGCUUACCGCCUCGGAGCUACCUUGCGCCAGAUGCGGAAGAAGCACAGAGCGAAUCGACGCCACCUCACCAAAAGCAAGAAGCUGGAAAACAGAGACUUCGUCAAGUCUGUCACCGGGUACUGGCUCUGGGAUGCGGCGCAUUUGCCAAACGACCCGCACCAUAACGUGAACAGCAAUAACGUGAACUACGUCAAUCAAGCCAUCACGCCCAAGUUCGAAGACGUGAUGAAAAUGGCCGAUCCCGAGGCAGACCGCACGAGCCCGUGGGAAUCGAUACGCACGAACAUCAUUCGUGAAGCGUACGAGAACAAAGACAUGCUCCAUCCAACACGUGUGGUGUCCUCCAAGGGCGCGGAUGGGAAAACUCGCGACGUGACUACCCGGCCAGCCGUAUGGACGUUUGCGCAUCCAGAUCACAGACCCAAGGCGCGGCAGUUCUGGGAUAUCAACCGUUGGCCUCUGCACUUACAGAGCAACGAAACACAAGAGGCCAUUUGGUCUUCUGGUCCACGACCUCCCUCAGUGGGGAGAAGAACUCCCUCUGGAUCGUCGAGUCCUCCUGACUCGCCUCCAUCUCGCCCAGGGAAGGUUGUGCAGUCUUCCGGACCACAGCCUCCCUCGACGGUCUCAGGAGCUCAGCGCUCACCACGCCAGGAGAUUCGCCCUGGAGUGUGGUCGUCUCAUUAUCCUAAAUCCAAAACUGCUCCUGAGAGGCAUACGGCUCAGUCCCGCACCCUCCUGGGCGAGCUUCCCAGGGAGAUAACCACCCGACACCCGAACCCAGAGAAGUCCACUCAGCCUUCCGGUCUACAGCCUCCCUCAGUAGGGUCAAUGGCUCAGGUGCAGAGAACUCAGCGCUCACCACGCCCGGAGAUCCGCCCUGGAGCGUCGCCUCGGCGGUCCAAUGUCAAGGCUCCUCCCGAGAUACCUACAGUUCAAACCCGCACCCUCCCGGCCGAGUUUUCCAGGGAGAUUGACAUCCCAUACUCGGACCCAGACGUCGGGCGCCGGGGCUUCAGGGUUGGAGUUCCGCAGUUCUGGGCCGGGGACACGCCCUUGCAAAGAAAGGUGAUGGAGGACACCGCCAGGGAAGCCCUUGAACCGCCAGAAACUCGACAAUCACUCUUCUCAAUACUCCGCCGCCGUCUGGAGCCGGACGACCCCACCGCCUUGCCGGAGGUCGAUCCAAGGAUCAUCCCGAAGAGCAAGCCACGAGACCCAGCUCCGGAGUCCGAAUCUCCAGGAGAAUCUUCAGGGGAAAGUUCCCAUGACGUUGGAGAGGGACCCCUAGAUGGCGCUGAAGAGGAAUCUCGAGGAUUUGAUGAGCCUCAGAGGAUGAGUCACGAUGAGGAGGAGGAGGACUUGUACGAUGUCACUCCUCCGGUAUCACGCCCUCCUUCGGCCGCACCUACGUCUGCGCCUGCUGUGAAUCCUCCCUUCUGGCAACAAGUUGGACAACCUAUGCUCUCGCAGUCGCUGAAUCUACGGAUUGUCAACUCGGAUUCAGGGCAGUCUUCGGGACAAUCUGCUGAUGGUGACAUUGAUCUCUGA
Molecule: messenger RNA, 4497 nt
Organism: Ilyonectria robusta
Lineage: Eukaryota; Fungi; Ascomycota; Sordariomycetes; Hypocreales; Nectriaceae
Exons: 6
Coding region: 1-4497 (1498 amino acids)
Source: RefSeq, a predicted model, not a curated record